AUGAAGCCGCCCGCCGCACAGGGCAGCCCAGCGGCCGCCGCAGCCGCAGCCCCGGCCUUGGACUCGGCUGCAGCUGCAGACCUGACAGACGCGUUGUGCGAGUUCGACGCGGUGCUGGCUGACUUCGCAUCGCCCUUCCACGAACGCCACUUCCACUACGAAGAGCAUCUGGAGCGCAUGAAGCGGCGCAGUAGCGCCAGCGUCAGUGACAGCAGCGGCUUCAGCGACUCUGAGAGUGCAGAUUCUCUUUAUAGGAAUAGCUUCAGCUUCAGUGAUGAGAAACUGAAUUCUCCAACAGACUCCACCCCAGCUCUGCUCUCUCCUACCACCACUCCUCGGAAAGCCAAAUUAGGAGACACAAAAGAAUUAGAAGACUUUAUUGCUGAUCUUGACAGAACAUUAGCAAGUAUGUGAAACCAGGAAAAGUUCUGGGUCUGUUUUCUCAUAAGGAAGAAGCUUCAGAAAGCUCUGAGGACCUAGUAAAGCUACUAGAAUCUGCCACCGGAAAGGAUAGAGAUGAAGCUCACCUCCCACUAGCCCUCUCAGACCCAUCCACCUUUGGGCUCAUCUCUGGGCAAUUUAGACGGUGAAAUUGGUUUUGUUCACCUGCUUGCAGUGUGUUAGAAGAGACGAUCCAUACCAAUAUUGUAUUUUCUCUUAAAACAUAGCUUCCCUGUAAUUUAAAAUGCUUUUAUGAAAAUAUUUGUAAUUAAUUAUAUAUAGUCGGAAACAGUAAUAAACUUUUCUCAUUAUAAUAUAUUUUUGUAUACAAAUAAAAUCUGAACUGGAGUCU
Orycteropus afer afer is the source of this 793-nucleotide messenger RNA. Lineage: Eukaryota; Metazoa; Chordata; Mammalia; Tubulidentata; Orycteropodidae. The record is from RefSeq and is a predicted model, not a curated record.